Molecule: messenger RNA, 3303 nt
Organism: Anoplophora glabripennis (Asian longhorned beetle)
Lineage: Eukaryota; Metazoa; Arthropoda; Insecta; Coleoptera; Cerambycidae
Exons: 2
Coding region: 1-3303 (1100 amino acids)
Biological process (GO): DNA replication
Molecular function (GO): nucleotide binding; DNA binding; DNA-directed DNA polymerase activity
Source: RefSeq, a predicted model, not a curated record
AUGCCUCAAGAGGCGAUGUGCGUUGUCUCUGCUGUUAUUGCAAGGGCACUAGUAGUGGCGAUCGCUUACGCGAACAAAGAUAAGGAGCAAACCAAGGUGCGCCGCGAUAUUGGGAAGCUGCAGACCCUGCGGGCCCACGAACUAUUACAGGCAGCCAGUGUUACCAUUCCCGAAGAAGGUUGCGGUAUCCCUGAACUACAACAGUUUCAACGACAUUUAAAAGACUAUUGUAUCGUCGUGUACCAGCACGGCACCAAAGGGCGUGACGUUGUAUUCAAGGGUACCACCGAGGGUCCCUCGUUAAAUUUACUUUAUCACGAGGGGCACUAUAAUGUCAUCACUUCGCUGACGGCCGCCUUCUGCUGCCAUUACUAUUGUGAGAGAUGUAACAUACCGUACGACCACAAAAACAAACACAAGUGUGGAGGUACUUGUCCGGCAUGCCAACAGUCGCCCGCAUGCCCCGAAGACAUCGCUGUCACCUUUUCCGAUUGUCAGCGUGGCUUCAGGGGCCAGCAAUGCUACGCCAAUCAUAGGAGCCAGGGAUCGAUGGGAAAGAGCUCGGUUUGCGAGCAGAUUGGUAGAUGCCCCGACUGUUUCAAGGUUGUAAAAAGAGGCAGAACCCAUACCUGUGGGGAAAUAUAUUGCAAGAUCUGCAACACCCACGUCCCCGCAGACCACCUGUGUUACAUCCAGCCCGAUCACGGGAAGCCGAAGACUACCGACCUUCUCUUUGUCUUCUACGACCUGGAGACCCGACAAGAGAAGACGCAAGAAGAUGGCUCUCUUCUUCAUGAACCCAAUCUCUGCGUAGCUGCCAACAGGUGUGACGCAUGUAUUGGCGAGAAAAACUUAUAUUUCUGUCAAAAGUGUGGAUAUCGCCUAGUCGUGUACACGGAAAACGUUAUAGAUAAUUUUCUAAAGUAUGUGCUCGCGGCUAGACAGAAAUUCAAGCAGGUGGUGGUCAUAGCACACAACGGGCAGGCCUUCGACCACCAGUUCUGUCUGAAUUACAUUCUCACCAAAACGGACCUCGCCCCGGAACUCAUCAUGCGGGGUACCAAAAUAAUUUCAAUGGUGGUGGGAAAUAUUAAGUUCCUAGACAGCCUAAAUUAUUUCCCCAUGGCUCUGUCCAAACUGCCCAAAGCUUUCGGCUUGGGCGAUAAUUUCAAAAAGGGGUACUUCCCACACCUUUUCAAUACUUCAGCCAACUCAAAUUACGUAGGACCCCAAUCGGCAGCAGAAUACUAUGAUUCUAAUAACAUGAAGCCGGAAGAUCGUUCCAAGUUCCUCGAGUGGUACGAGGAACACAAGGACGACGAGUUUAACAUGCAGCGCGACCUCGUCGAAUAUUGCACAUCGGACGUGGAGAUCCUGACGGCCGCCUGUCUCAAGUUCCGUCAACAGCUGAUGGAAACGGGAAAUGUCUGCCCGUACACGGAAGCCUGCACCAUAGCCUCUAGCUGCAAUAAGGUGUACCGGCGCAACUUUCUCAAGCCAAACAUCAUCGGCAUCAUCCCCAAAGGCGGCUACAGGUGGCACGAUAGUCAGUCCAAGAUAGCCACACAGUGGCUUGUGUGGGAGGAACACCAGCGACAAAUAAACAUCCAACACGCCGCUAAACAGCAAGAAUCUCGAGUCGCAGGUGUAAAAGUCGAUGGGUAUGCCGCAGAGAGCAGUCAGGUGUUUGAGUUCCACGGCUGCUACUAUCACGGCUGCCCCGCGUGUUACAAGCACAAUCGAGACAUCCCCAUGCCUGAAGAUCCUUCUCAGACAUUAAACACUCGCUACGAAACCACCAUAGCAAAAACAUCAAGACUUCGAGGCCUUGGUUACGAGGUCGUCGAGAUGUGGGAAUGUGAGUUUAGGCGUAACCUUCAGAAGAACGACGAAGUCCGCAACUAUAGCGAAAACCACCCACUCGUAACCCUAACACCUCUAAACCCUAGAGAUGCUUUCUACGGAGGCCGCACAGGGAAUACAGUCGAAUACUACAAGUGCGGCCCAGGGGAGAAAAUCAAAUACGUCGAUGUCUGCUCCCUCUACCCCUGGGUCUGCAAGUACGGCAAGUUCCCCAUAGGACAUCCAAAAGUUUAUGUGGGUGAGGAAUGCCCUACAGAUCUGAGCAUUAUUGACGGGGUAAUUAAAUGUAAAAUCCUCCCGCCCCAGAAUCUCUACCACCCCGUGCUCCCUACCAAGAUGAACAAUAAGCUGCUAUUUGUUCUCUGUCGCACCUGCGGAGAACAAAUGAAUAAAGGCGAGUGCCAGCAUAGCGACAAAGAACGAGCUCUGACAGGGACAUGGAUUGUCGACGAGGUACUUAAAGCCGUUGAAAAAGGUUAUCGUCUGUUGGAGAUCCGCGAGAUAUGGUCUUAUCAAAUAGAUCAAUACGAUAAGGUUGCAAAGACUGGAGGUCUCUUCACCAGUAUGAUGAACAAGUUCGUCAAGGUAAAACAGCAGGCGUCCGGCUGGCCCACCCAUUGUACCACAGACGAGGAGAAGGAGCGUUACAUCGAGCAAUUCCUCGAGAGGGAAGAUGUUAAGCUCGAGUUUGCGGAGAUCUUGGAGAACCCUGGGCUACGGUCUCUCGCAAAACUCAUCUUGAACAGCUUUUGGGGAAAACUGGGGCAGAGGGAGAACCAGCCCAAAACAUCCAUCGUAAGAAACCCCGCAGAAUUCUUCGGUAUGCUCACCAACCCCAGCAUCUACGUUAACUCGGCGCUCCCUAUCAACGAAGACACUCUCAUCGUCAAUUGGGAGCACAAGGAGGAGGCCUACGACCCACUCACCACCGUAAAUGUCGUCAUCGCCGCUUAUGUUACCACUCAAGCCCGUCUUAAGCUGUACAGUUACCUGGAGCAGCUGGGCGACAGGGUCCUGUAUUACGAUACGGACUCUGUCAUUUACAUGGCCAAAGAUGGAGAAUACGACGUACCAACGGGUGACAUGACGGACGAACUGGAAGAAUGCGGACCCGGGAGCUAUAUCACAGAAUUUGUAAGCGGAGGGACCAAGAACUACGCAUACAAGGUUUUCUCCACCAGUGAUAACGAAGAGAAGGUGGUGUGUAAAGUUAAGGGUAUAUCCCUUAACUACACCGCAUCACAGCUGAUAAAUUUCAACGCCAUAAAGACCAUGGUGUUGGACACUUCCACCACCACCAGCCCGGUAUGCGUAGCCUCAAGAAACAUCCUGAGAACAAAGGAGCACGAGGUGAUAACCGUAGAGCAAACCAAGCUGUAUAAACCUCUCUCCGUCAAGAGGCGGUUUUUGGAUGACCACAGCUCUGUGCCCUACGGAUAG